AUGCCUCGACAGCUGAUGGUGCUAAGCUCGGUCCAUUACGUUUGCCUAAAGAUAACACUCGUUCUCUUCAUCUGGCGCGUAAGUUCCCUCGCAGAAGCACCGGAGUCGCAUGAGAGGAAACCGCUGCUCGGAAAUGUACAGCCGGUGAAAAGCAAACUGGCACGCAGCCUGCGUUCACUCGUGUCCUGGACGUUCUUGCACGUGGCGGUUUCACGUGCUGUCUCGUUCUUGGUGAUCACCUCGUUCCUGCUCACCGCCGUCGACUUCGGCACGGACAAUGGACUGGUCAGCUUCGAAGCGGUUGCCUUGGUCACCGCCUGUGCCGUCGGCGACUUGGUGUCCAAAAUCGGAAUCGGCUUCGUCCUCGACGCGAAGGUGCUGAGUCACGAAGCUUUAAUACUCGGGGGCUUCGCCGUCCAGGCAGCCUCGUUGGUAGUCACGGUGCUUGUCAAGAAAUAUUGGGUUCUCCUGGUGAGCUCCUUCUUCACGGGGCUCACAGGGGGAAGUCGAAUAUUCGCCUGCACCGUCAUGGUAGCCGAGCUGUUCGACCAACAGGCGCUGCCGCUUAGCCUGGGCGUCACCAACUUCGUCGCCGGCAUCAUUUGCCUCGUUCGGCCGCCCCUUGUCGGCUACACACGAGAUGUCGGCGGCUCGUACGACCUAUUGUACAUAGCCCUCGCAAUUGUGAACGGCGUUUUCACGCUCACGUGGACGUUCAGUAUGUGCUUGCACAAGUUCCGAACACGUCGGCAAAGGGAGCCACUCGGCGCUUUCUCAGAUGAAAACAACCAGGGGGUGCCGCAAGGAUAAAUAUCGAGGAAAGAAGCAUAAAGAAAAACGGCUGUGAUAGAGAGAGAGAGAGAGAGAGAAAGAAAAGACGGGGAGGUU
Rhipicephalus sanguineus (brown dog tick) is the source of this 888-nucleotide messenger RNA. RefSeq names its product monocarboxylate transporter 12-B. Gene Ontology annotation, biological process: transmembrane transport. Gene Ontology annotation, molecular function: transmembrane transporter activity. Bases 1 to 810 code for a protein of 269 amino acids. The transcript is spliced from 5 exons. NCBI's taxonomy places the organism in Eukaryota, Metazoa, Arthropoda, Arachnida, Ixodida, Ixodidae. The record is from RefSeq and is a predicted model, not a curated record.